AUGAAAAUGAUUAUGAAAAUAUAUUACAUAUUUCUAUUAUUAGUAUUUAUAUUAAUAGAACGUUGUGUAGACAAUGAUGUAAUAAAUAAGACACAAGAAAAUUAUUUAGAUCAUAGAGACUUCGAAAAAGAUAUGGAUGAGCUCGAUUUGAGUGGCUUAGAAUAUGAUAUUGAAAAUGUUGAGGAGAUAGCUCAAAAAGACUCGUACAAUUAUGUAACACAAAUAUAUGUAUAUAUAAGGAUAGAUGAGGAAUAUAAAAAAUAUAUAAAUCAUUUAGAACUUAUGAGACUAGGACAAAGGUUCAUGACAAUAUUACAGAAUGCUAUGAUUAAUGUUCAGCUCAAAAAAACGGGGACUGGAAUUUUUACAUGUUUUUAUGAGAAUAAAUCUAUAACGGAUGAUUUGGCAACAUAUUUUCUAAUACAAAAAGAAGUAGAUUUUAUUGAAGUAGGUUUUGAUAAGAGAUAUCCAGAAGGAAGACAUGCACCCAUAACGGAUAGUGACAUGAGGGUGUUCAUAAAAAAUGAGGAGCUAUGA
Plasmodium reichenowi is the source of this 537-nucleotide messenger RNA. RefSeq lists its product as hypothetical. The transcript has 5 exons. Bases 1 to 537 code for a protein of 178 amino acids. NCBI's taxonomy places the organism in Eukaryota, Apicomplexa, Aconoidasida, Haemosporida, Plasmodiidae. The record is from RefSeq and is a predicted model, not a curated record.